Messenger RNA from Penicillium macrosclerotiorum, 1392 nucleotides. Its product is annotated as proteasome regulatory particle base subunit RPT2. Bases 1 to 1392 code for a protein of 463 amino acids. The transcript has 4 exons. NCBI's taxonomy places the organism in Eukaryota, Fungi, Ascomycota, Eurotiomycetes, Eurotiales, Aspergillaceae. Gene Ontology annotation, molecular function: ATP binding; ATP hydrolysis activity; proteasome-activating activity. Gene Ontology annotation, cellular component: proteasome regulatory particle, base subcomplex. The record is from RefSeq and is a predicted model, not a curated record. Gene Ontology annotation, biological process: proteasome-mediated ubiquitin-dependent protein catabolic process.
AUGGGUAACCAGCAGUCUAAUAUGGGCGGUGGCCCCGGUGGCGAUGGACGUGAUGACAAGGACAAGAAGAAGGACAAGCCCAGAUAUGAACCCCCUCCACCACCGACGACCCGCAUUGGACGAAAGAAGCGUAAGGCCGCCGGUCCCAGCACUGCCUCGAAGCUUCCAGAUAUUUUCCCUACCUCAAGGUGUAAACUGCGAUACCUCCGAAUGCAGCGCGUCCACGACCACCUAUUGUUAGAAGAGGAAUAUGUCGAGAACAUGGAACGGCUUCGCAAGGCCAAGGCCCAGGCAACGCAGGGCCCCGUCAGCCGAGAGGACCCCGACAUGAUGGAUCGGAAUGCAGAUGAGCGGAGUCGUGUCGAUGAUAUGCGAGGCAGCCCCAUGGGGGUGGGCAACCUGGAGGAGCUCAUUGACGAUGACCAUGCGAUAGUUUCCAGUGCCACUGGCCCGGAAUACUACGUAUCUAUCAUGUCAUUCGUCGAUAAGGAUCUCCUCGAGCCCGGCGCUAGCAUUUUGUUACAUCACAAAUCCGUUUCAGUCGUCGGUGUGUUGACGGAGGAAUCCGAUCCUUUGGUGUCUGUGAUGAAGCUGGAUAAGGCCCCCACCGAAUCCUAUGCCGACAUUGGUGGUCUGGAAUCACAGAUUCAAGAAGUCCGAGAGGCGGUCGAGCUGCCGCUACUACACCCUGAGUUGUACGAGGAGAUGGGUAUUAAGCCACCGAAGGGUGUCAUUCUCUACGGUGCUCCUGGAACCGGAAAGACGCUACUGGCCAAGGCUGUUGCGAACCAGACAAGUGCGACUUUCCUCCGCAUUGUCGGCAGUGAGCUGAUUCAGAAAUACCUCGGUGAUGGCCCGCGUCUCGUUCGCCAGAUUUUCCAGGUCGCUGCCGAGCACGCGCCAUCCAUUGUCUUCAUCGAUGAGAUUGAUGCCAUCGGCACCAAGCGUUAUGAUUCUACGUCUGGCGGUGAAAGGGAGAUCCAGCGUACCAUGCUGGAGUUGCUGAACCAGCUUGAUGGAUUCGACGACCGUGGCGAUGUGAAGGUCAUCAUGGCUACCAACAAGAUCGAAACACUGGAUCCAGCUCUUAUUCGACCUGGCCGUAUUGACCGAAAGAUUCUUUUCGAGAACCCCGACCAAAACACCAAGAAGAAGAUUUUCACUCUGCACACAUCGAAGAUGUCCCUUGGCGAUGAUGUCGAUCUGGACGAGUUCAUUAACCAGAAGGAUGACCUCUCUGGCGCGGAUAUUCGUGCGAUCUGUACUGAGGCUGGUUUGAUGGCUCUGCGUGAGCGUCGUAUGCGGGUGCAGAUGGAUGACUUCCGCGCAGCUCGUGAGCGCAUCAUGAAGACCAAGCAGGAUGGUGGCCCUGUCGAGGGACUGUACUUGUAA